Messenger RNA from Astrephomene gubernaculifera, 1493 nucleotides. Lineage: Eukaryota; Viridiplantae; Chlorophyta; Chlorophyceae; Chlamydomonadales; Astrephomenaceae. The record is from the annotation of a GenBank genome assembly.
UGCUCAGCGCACGCGCUGCGCUGCAGCCGCUGUUGAGCGUUGAGAGCUUGACUGACUUGUAUGCCGUUUACAAAUCAGUACCUUUCAAUUAUGCCCUCGCGGGCCACUGCUUGUUCGUGGCGGCCCUGGCACCCGACUUCCGGCGGAAUUUCUUGAUGCACUUCUGGGUUACCUUCCUCGCUGGCUUUGGUGGGGGCAUCGUGUCUUCGUUGCUCAUGAUGGACCCUGCAAGGGCGCCAGUCAACAUCCUUGCUAACAAUACCGUUGGGUUGACUUGGGUGGCAUGCUGGUGGCUGAUGGCAUAUUCGCCGUUCGACAUUGUCAACCGCGUCCACUCCUUCCUGCCGUUCCGGAUGGUGACCAAGGCGUGCGUCGCCUUCAUGCGCGCGCAGCUCAUCAUGAACCGGGUGGACCUUGCCGUCUCCCUCUACCCCGGCGUGCUGCUGGCCCCCCUCAUCCUGGGCUCGAUAGCGGGCAGCGGCGGCAAGCUCAUCACGGACGCCGUGCGCGCCUGCUGGGGCCGGCUGCCGGGGGCUCCCGAGGCGGCGGUUCCCUCCUUCGUGUGGCGCAGCGCCUUCCUGGCCUCCGCCGCCUACUACGGCAGCUGCAAGGCAAGCAGCCUGCUCAGCAGCCAGGAGGCGGCGGCGCUCAUCAUCACGGUCAUGCUUGUCCACAGCGUGCUGAGCGACCUGCUGGGGGCGGCCCGCACCGACUUCACCUACCCGCUGGCCUGGCUGCUGCACAAGAUCAGCCUGAUCCCCAUGCCCUCGGACAGCCCCGCCCCCGCCGUUGCUGCCGCCAAGCCGGCCAAGCAGCCCAGCCAGGCGCCCAAGCAGCAGCAGCCGCAGCAGCAGCCGCAGCAGCAGGCGGCCAAGCAGGGUGCGGCCAGCCAGGCAGCCCCCGCCGCCACCUCCAAGCAGCAGCAGCAGGCAGGCAGCGGCACGACCGCUCCGGGCAGCAAGUCCGCGGCUCAGGAGCCCGGGAAGAACGGAAAGGCCGCCGCAGCGGCUGUCAAGGCGGACAGCAGCAGCGCCGCCUCGCAUUCGGGCAACAAAAAGGGGGAGAGCAAGAAGAAGCGGUGAUGGGGGGGGAAUGCAGAGGGCGUUCGAGAAGGAGGGCGUUGGAUGCGGUGAUCGGAUGCAAACGGACCGUACGGAUCGGACCUGGUGACGCCGCCUGCGUUGCCUAUCUUCAGACUGCGAUGUGAUGUGAUUGCAUGGACUAGGUGCUGCUUGACGUUGCCGGUUAACGCUGUGUGUAUGGCAUGUGGUCUUCAACAUCGAAAUAUCAGUGGUUGCGGAAAAGGUUUAUAAAUCGUGCAGGGGUUCAAGUGGGGUUAUGUGGACUCCGUCCGAGGAGGGUGCGCCGCUAAGCUAAGGGUGUGUCCGGUGGCGAUGGGCGGCGUAUUGAUGGAGACAAACCUGGGUUCCUUGCGAGCCGGUGAUCAGGCCUGUUAUUGUUAGCUCUCCAACGCUUCGCCUCACAUGAAGGGC